UCCCCCCUCCCUUUGUAGAUGUUGGAAGAGAAGCUGAAGGAAUCAGAGGAGGCCCAGAAGGUGCUACAGAAGGACUGCGAGACUUACAAAAAAGUGUUGGCAGAGACGGAAGGCAUCCUGCAGCGGCUCCAGAACAGUGUGGAGCAAGAAGAGUCUCGCUGGAGGGUUAGAUUGGAGGUGUCACAGGGCGAACUGAAUGAGAUGAAUCUGAAAGUGGUGACGCUGGAGAGUGAGGUGGAUAGGCUCAACUCGGAGGUUGGAGACCUGGAGAACCUAAGGCAUGACAAGCAGCACCUGGAAUCGGAACUGGAGCGGGCUGAGCGUGAGAGCGCCACCUAUGUGACGGAGGUCAGGGAGCUCAAAGAUCUGUUGACUGAAUUGCAGAGCAAACUUGAUGGCUCAUAUACUGAAGCAAUCAGACAGAAUGAGGAGCUGACUUUGCUCAAGAGCCAGUUGACAGAGACUCUGUUUAAGCUGGAGACCGAGGAGAAGGAGCGACAGAAGGUGGCCGGAGAUCUCUAUAAGGCUCAGCAGUCGCUCGAUCUCAUUCAGGCAGAGAUCCUGAAGGAGGUGGGGCAAGCUGACCUGAUCGAGAACAGCACCAUUGCAACACAGAGGGAGGAGAUGGACAGAAGGGAGAAGACGACAGCAGGACUGGAUGAGACUGUGAGAGAGCUGCAGCAGCUCCUUCAGGCUGUGAACAGGCAGCUCACUAAGGGAAGAGAGGCUGAUGGGGACAAGUACACAGCAGACGUAUAGAGGACACUGGGAAGACCUGCCACCCUGCCCUUAGCCUUACUGCGGUACUUCCCACGUGUCCCCCGUUGCGUCCUGUUCCAGUCUAGUC
Molecule: messenger RNA, 847 nt
Organism: Scleropages formosus (Asian bonytongue)
Lineage: Eukaryota; Metazoa; Chordata; Actinopteri; Osteoglossiformes; Osteoglossidae
Product: kinectin-like
Exons: 9
Coding region: 19-759 (246 amino acids)
Biological process (GO): microtubule-based movement
Molecular function (GO): kinesin binding
Source: RefSeq, a predicted model, not a curated record